Bombina bombina (fire-bellied toad) is the source of this 2910-nucleotide messenger RNA. It is a transcript of the gene SACK1E, whose product is annotated as family with sequence similarity 83 member E. Bases 512 to 2233 code for a protein of 573 amino acids. The transcript is spliced from 6 exons. Lineage: Eukaryota; Metazoa; Chordata; Amphibia; Anura; Bombinatoridae. The record is from RefSeq and is a predicted model, not a curated record.
GGUGAGAAUGUUUCCUGGUUGCAGAGGUACACAGCAUGACCUGUUGGUGUGUCUUAUGUGUCUGGCAUUAUGACAGGAAGAACAAAGGAAGAAACAGGUGGAGAGAAAGAAAACUGCUGGGAUCUACCCAGCCACCUCUCCCUUCUCUCUCUCUGUAAUAAAACCCAAUGGGACUAAAGGAACCAACUGCACGGGCUUUUUGAUUACAAUAAUGUGGAAUGGCUAUGAAGAUGAUAGAGUUGGAAAAAGUCAGGACACGUGUUCUACACAAUGGAAGGGAAAUAUAAAUCAGUAAAGCUUUCAAUACACGGAUCCUGGUCUGAUGUGGAAGUAUUUUAUAUAUGAAGAGGCAAUCACAAUCAGGUCUAACAUCCAUGAACUACAAAAUUAAAUUUGCUCAUAGUACAUCAAUGACUGUGGAGAAUACUCUUUCCCUUUGGCAAUACAAAUACCAGAAGGUUAAACAGAGACACCAUAUCUACCUAUAGGUUUGGGAAAACUCGACUUCAAAAUGGCAAACUCUCAGCUACAGUGUUUGGCAGACGACUGUGAGUUUGCAGAUGUUACAGAGUCCAGCCCUGAAUUUUAUUACUCAGAAAAGCAAAGGACAGCCUUAGAAACCUUGUUGUCUUAUGGCGAACAAGCUUUUCAAAACUGUCUUAAACAGGAAGGUAUUCGUCAUUUUCUAUCAAAAGAAGAAAUUGAUUCUAUCGAAAAAUCUGUAACUGAUUCCCAGCUUGGGAAAAUAGAGUUGGAGGAUGAAUCUGAACUUGAUGAAGACUUGAGUGUGAGCUACUGGCCUUCAAAAUCUGAUGUUCCAACCCCUGGACUAGAUCUAGGUUGGCCUGAAGAGGGCACAUGGAAAGGGAUAACCAGGGCAGAGCUAUACACUCAUCCUCCCACUAAUAAUGCACCUCAUAUUAAGGUGGUAGUUCGAAGGACUAUACAGAGUGCUUUAAAGGUUAUUGCUGUGGUCAUGGACAUAUUUACAGAUGCUGACAUUUUCCUGGACUUAUAUGAAGCAGCCACAAAAAGGAUGGUACCUGUGUAUAUAGUCCUAAGCGUACAUCAUCUGCCAUCUUUUCUUCAUAUGGUUGAGACAACAGGAAUUAAUGUCCGGUUUACAGAGAACAUGAGAGUAAGAGUCAUUUCGGGAAACACGUUCAGCAAUCGAAAUUUGAAGCAGGUUACAGGAACCCUAAAAGAGAAAUUUCUGCUUAUAGACUGUAACACUGUGAUCACUGGAACUUAUAGUUUCACAUGGAGUGACUCACGUCUAGAAAGAAACAUCAUCACGCUGCUAACAGGAGAAAUAACUGACUCAUUCGAUAAUGAAUUUCGAACAUUAUUUGCUGCUUCCCGACCAUUGCAGAGAUAUGAUUUUAUUAAAGGCCCUAAAAACGAUGUUGGUAUGAGAGAACCAGUUCCCUCUCCUGCAAUAACAAUGUCUGAGUUAUCUGAAAAUGUGAGUUAUACUGCACGUCCUUUGCCAGUGGUUGCGGAACCCUAUACAAAUGGUUUUUCUUCUCCUCAGAAGUUUAGUACCAUUGGGACUUUACAGCCAACAGAGGUUAUUGUGGCUCCUUUUGCACCUCCACCUAAUGGAAAAGAGUUAUCUAAAAGUAUUAAUAAGAUAGCAGAGCGUCGAACAGUAAUUCCACCAGCAGUGAAGAGCAUUGGUGCAGAUGCUGCACAAAAUUCUUCAGUUACCGCUACAGAAACUUUAAAUGUUCCAGACUACAGCAUUCGCCAUCGUUUAGCUGCCUGUCGUAACUUUGAAGGCCCUACGCUACAGUUACGAGGUGGCCAGGAUUCACAUAGCGCUCUUAGUGAUAUCCUAAAGAAUGUGCAGCGUUCAAGACUGUCUGUAGCUAAAACAAUAGGAGCAAGGCCCAGCAAAUCUCUAUGGGAUCUUAGCCGACUCUCCCAAAUGUCUGGCUGUACUGGGGAAACAAAUGCAACACAGAUGGAGCUUGGAGAAGAUGCAAAGGCCAAAUCAAGAUGGAUGAUAAAUGAUACUCCGGCAAUGUUACUAAUGAGGCAGAGAGCUUUUCCCAGUGAGGAUACCAGAGUCAGAGAACCUUCCAAUGUUGCCUCAUCAAAUUAUAAGCCAUCAGCUGCUGUCUCACCUAUCAGGCUCCAGGGACAAUUAGUACAUCAUAUGCCCGGAACUGCACUACCUAGACCUUGGGGUAACCCAUCAAGACAUUUACGACAACAACACUAUUACUGAGCAUUUGUGAUGGUGAAUGAAGAUCUACUGUUUCCAGUUGACCAUUACAAUGUUUUUAGUGUCAAAUGUUUAGCGGGAGAACUUGUUAACAUCUUCAUAAAAUCUGGAUUCCAGGACAUUUCACGUUAAACAUUUGAAAUUCCUCUUUAAACUCAUUAAAAAAAAUACAUUUCUUGAUGAACUGUGGAGGAAACUAUGCAUUUCACACUUACAAAAUGUAAUAAAUUAUUAGCAGACAUUACAAAACGUAAUAAUUUAAGAAUACAAUUUUGCCACAAAUGGUUUUACAUUUUUUAUGGACAUUGUAUGACAUAUAUACAUAAUAUAUACAAAGGACUAAAGAAAGAGUCUCUGCAUUCUUCAAAACCAUGGGCAGCUCAACCUUUACUUAAACUGAAAUAAAUUUGUAAAAUUUUAAUUAGUCAAUUAAAAUGUGAAUUAUAUAGUGUUUUGAUCUAAAGGUUAUGAAGAUAUAGUGAAACUAUUUAACUUUACAAAGCUGGAGUGCACUGUUGUUUAGUAUUUGUUAUUCAUAAAACAGAAAAAUAAUAAGCACCAACGGUGCCAGAAAAUUGCUGUUGUAUUUACACAGAGAAAUCAUGGGUUUGGAGAACCACAAAACCAUUAGAAGAUUUUUGUGCUGGUUAUGAGGUUAAUAAAUUUUAAAGAAAAUUGAA